CAGCGGUGCUGGGAACGGGGCCGACCCGGGCAGCCCUGUCUGUGCCGCCGCCGCCGUUGUUCCCUUUCCGCGGCGGGCUGGAAAAAAAAUGCUCAUUGCUCCUCUAUUGACUUCUGGAGCCCCAUUUUCAUAUUUAAAAUGAAACUUUUCUUCCUUUGCUCGAAGCGACAAUCGAUGCUCGUUAAGUGUUAUGGAGGAAAGCGCUCCCCGCACCACCUUUAUUUCCACAGCGAUCCCGUGUCCGUGGCACGCUCCUCGCCUGGCCGCGUUGUUAACAUUUGCCCAAACACUUCAGAAAAAGAAACAGAGGCGCUCGGUGCCCCCGCCCGCCUCAUCCCGGGGAGGCCCCGCGCCUUUAAGUACUGUUUGCCCAGCACCGCCGGCUCUGACAAGACAAUAAUAACAGGGGAAGCUUUUUAAAACCAAUUUAGCAAAUGCAGAAAUGUAAUUUUAAUGAAGAAUCGAUAGCAGAAUGGUUCAUUUUUCCUGGGACUCCUUGUUGGAGCUGAGAGAGACUUUCAAUCAAUGGGGAGAUGGAAGAGGGAGGGGGAGAAAGAAAGAAAGAAAAAUAUUCGCUCGGUGAUGUCUUUAGCACGGGGAAUUUUUCUUAUUUUCCGUGUGGCUUUGUUUUAUUUGUUAUUUAUUCUCGGCAAAGAAGCCGGCACCGAAACGCGGCGGUGGGAGCUCAGCAGACGGCCGGGCGGAACCGGCAGCACAAAGCACCCCCGGGCAGCCGAGGGCCGCCCCCACCGCACCCCGAGUUGAGGGCUGCCCGGCCCCGGGGGGGGCUGCCCGGUCCUGGGGGCCGCACUGUCCUGCCCCACCCUGUCCGGCCACGAGCCCAACUCCGAGGAAGUUGCUCCCCGCCCCCUCGGCUCCCGUCCCCGCUGCCCCUCUCCAGGCACAUGUGUAAGGUAAUAAGACAACAAAUGAAUGCGCUGUGGCAACAAGGCCCCCCCGCAGGCAGCCGGCCCGGGGGAGGGGGCAGGGACCGGGGAGCAGAUCCCCCAAAGCCCCGCACGGCCCCGUGCCCCCGCCGCCGCACCGGGGCAGAUCUCGAAAGUCAGCGGGGGAAAGCAAGACACCCGAGCGGGGAGGAGAGAAGCGAAGAAAAGGCCGCGGCGGAUCCGCGCUCCGCAGCCGUCCCGGGGAGCCGGGCCAUUAGGCAGAGAGAGGAGCAUGGCUCAGAGCUCGGGGAGAGCAGCGCUGCUGGCUCCCUGCCCCAGCCCGGAGUUCUCUCCCGUCUGCAAAAAGUUGAGGGCGUCUCCCGAGCUCCCCGCACCCCGCAGCGCUCAGGCCCCCCUCGGAUCACCCGUUUGCCGUGCUGCUGCCGGCACCGCACCGGGCUCCGAGCAGCCGGCGCCGGCGGUAGCGGGCAGAGGAUGGGAGCCGGGCCGACGUGGGGGCCGCGCCGCCCCCCGAAACCGACAGACGGGUCCCGGGGUCCCCUCCCUCCCUGUCUUCAAUUUUACGAUACGCAGACAAAGCUCCGAACGAGCGCUGUCGGAGAGGAAGGAUUUUCCUUCCGUCGCUGUAAAAACACAACGAGGCGGUGCGGUUCUUUGAAAUUACGUCGGUAAACGGGGCUCGGAAUUUAGGGAUUCGGGAGGGGGAAAAGGAGCGAAGCGCAAAUGGAGGCUGAGAACGCGAAGCUGCCGGUGCCGGCCCCGAGGGCGGAGGGGUUCGGCAGGAGGAGAGAGCGGCUCUCACAGCCCCGUCCGUGCCGUACGGCCCCCAUAGAAACCGGGCUGCGCUCCUCGAGAAAUGUUCCUCGCCAUCGCAUCGUGGGGGUGGAUAUGUGCAUGUACACACAUCCACGAGUGAGGGUUUGUAUUUUCCUGAUCGAAUCAAUUAAACAUAGCGCAUCUGAUUUGUAUUAUAUGCGGAUCUUACGCGACGUUACUAAAACGUAAAGGAAAAAAAAAAAAAAUGGAAAGGCAACGAAAAAGGCCUCCUGAAAGGACAGGCCGGAGCGGAUUUCUUUGGCUGUUCUGCACCGAAUGUCUUCUGAGCCGAGACCGAAAAAAAACACCCAAAAAGCCUUCGGAAAGUUUGCUACCCCUCCGCUCCUUUUCCCUUCUGUGUUUUUAAAGGAUCUGCCGAAGUCCCUUUGCAUCUGAGGUUUAAAUAGGGAGAUCAAUAGAAAACAGUUGUAAUGAUCUAAUUAAUUAUGGCAAAAUUAAAAGCGAGUAGAAAAUCAA
Coturnix japonica (Japanese quail) is the source of this 2201-nucleotide messenger RNA. NCBI's taxonomy places the organism in Eukaryota, Metazoa, Chordata, Aves, Galliformes, Phasianidae. The record is from RefSeq and is a predicted model, not a curated record.